AUGGACCGGCGAAGAGGCUACCACAUUGUCGGUUCUCACUCUGGAGUGAAGAUGUGUCGUUGGACUAAGAGCAUGCUGCGUGGUCGAGGAGGAUGCUACAAACACACAUUCUACGGCAUAGAGAGUCACCGCUGCAUGGAGACCACACCCAGCCUUGCAUGUGCCAACAAGUGUGUCUUCUGCUGGAGGCACCACUCUAAUCCAGUCGGUACAGAGUGGAAGUGGAAGAUGGAUGAUCCUCACAUGAUAGUGGAGGGUGCUCUAGAGAACCAUUACAAGAUGAUCAAACAGUUCAAAGGUCAAUCGCUAAUAGUGCACGCAUUGACUUAA
Messenger RNA from Geodia barretti, 330 nucleotides. The record is from the annotation of a GenBank genome assembly. NCBI's taxonomy places the organism in Eukaryota, Metazoa, Porifera, Demospongiae, Tetractinellida, Geodiidae.